GGACGCCUGUGAACCGGAUUCCCAUCAUGGCCAAGCAAGUGCUGGACUUGUACACCCUCUACCGGCUGGUGACGGAGAAAGGGGGUCUGGUGGAAGUCAUCAACAAGAAGAUCUGGCGGGAGAUCACCAAGGGCCUCAACCUGCCCACCUCCAUCACCAGCGCCGCCUUCACCCUCCGCACGCAGUACAUGAAAUACCUCUACCCGUACGAGUGUGAGAAGCGGGCUCUGAGCUCUCCCGGGGAGCUGCAGGCAGCCAUCGACAGCAACCGGCGGGAGGGGCGGCGGCAGACCUUUGGGGCCACGUUGUUCAACUACUCCCCCGUGGGGACGCCAGCCGUCUUGUCCUCCCCCAAGCUCCCCAUGCCCGCCCUGACCAUCUCCACCCACAGCUGCAGCCAGAUCAGCCAAGUCCACAACAUCAAGAAAG
Messenger RNA from Gekko japonicus, 429 nucleotides. Its product is annotated as AT-rich interactive domain-containing protein 3A-like. Gene Ontology annotation, cellular component: nucleus. Gene Ontology annotation, molecular function: DNA binding. Lineage: Eukaryota; Metazoa; Chordata; Lepidosauria; Squamata; Gekkonidae. The annotation marks the transcript as partial. Gene Ontology annotation, biological process: regulation of transcription by RNA polymerase II. The transcript has 2 exons. The record is from RefSeq and is a predicted model, not a curated record.